AUGCAACGUUUCACAACAGCGAUGUUCGAAACCCCGCCCACCUUAGUGGGUAUAAACUCGCGCUGCCCUCAUAAAAGUUCACCCUUAUUAGCUCCUCUGUUCCUCAUCAUGACCGAGGAGAAGGCCGUCAACAUCAAGCUUUAUCAUCGCCUGCUCCCACGAUUUGUAAUCUCCUACAAGGAUAAGGACGAACUCUAUGAGGAAUUACUUAGAGGGAUUCAGAAAGUUGAAUGUUCCAAAGGGAAGCUCUACUGGUUUGAUUGCGACAGCAAUCACGCCGUGAUCAACUAUGCUGAUGACUUAAUUGAUGCCGCUCAAGGAGACAUAAAGUUGCUAAUGGAAGCCGCUGACCAGAAUGAGUCCAAGGAGGGCUCCGAAUUUGAAGUAAUCCAGUGUGAUGAGGAAAAAAUGGCGUCGAAACCUCGAAUUCCCAGUCCUUAUGAAGUAAACGCCAUACCCAAAAGCCAGAAUGGGUCAAGAAGUGAAGAAUUUACUGAUGAGAAUCUCCACCAGCCCUCAAGAGCUUGUCAUGAGCAUCACAAGCAUGUUUUCUACGGUGACCUUCCACUCGCAUGGAACUUUGCCAUGGAUCCGCGUUUCACACCCUGGCCUUUCUUCUAUUACAUACCUAUGUCAACCGACAAUUGCCAUUCUGAAAGGAAUUGCUGCCACUGUCGUUGUCAUUACCAGAGAGACAGUUUUGACUAG
This is a messenger RNA of Necator americanus (New World hookworm), 708 nucleotides long. RefSeq lists its product as uncharacterized. The transcript has a single exon. The record is from RefSeq and is a predicted model, not a curated record. Bases 1 to 708 code for a protein of 235 amino acids. NCBI's taxonomy places the organism in Eukaryota, Metazoa, Nematoda, Chromadorea, Rhabditida, Ancylostomatidae.